Molecule: messenger RNA, 381 nt
Organism: Mesorhabditis spiculigera
Lineage: Eukaryota; Metazoa; Nematoda; Chromadorea; Rhabditida; Rhabditidae
Source: the annotation of a GenBank genome assembly
AUGCUGAAGUACCUGCUGCUCGUCGCUUUCGCCGCCGUCGUUGUCAUUGCCCAACGCGGCCACGACCCGUGCCACGACUGCGACUUCAUCAUCCGCCAAGCCGAGCACCACUUCCACAACAACAUCACCGACAAGACGGCGCUGAAGCAGGAGCUGCUCGUCGAGUGCCAAUGGCUUGGUCGCCGGGAGGGACAGCAGGCUGCUGCUCACUGCACUGAUGUUGUUAACAAGCAGAUCGACAAGAUCUUCGCCGACCUCCAGGCCGGUGACCGUAUCUGGCAGACAUGCGAAGACAUCGGCGAGUGCCAGCCUCACACCGGCGGAACCCGCCCGAUUCCCGCCUCAACUCCUCAGGCCCCCAGGCAGAUGAAGCAGCGCCAC